Brugia pahangi is the source of this 219-nucleotide messenger RNA. Lineage: Eukaryota; Metazoa; Nematoda; Chromadorea; Rhabditida; Onchocercidae. The record is from the annotation of a GenBank genome assembly.
AUGUCUUUGUCAAUCUCUACUACACUCCUUUCCACCUUACACCUACAAAUCUCACAAGUGAGUGUUGCGUGUGUGUGCUAUGCUACGAGUCAUGAAAUUAACGGUUUCAGUCUGCAAUUUGGGCAAAAAUGGAAGUUAAAGGGAAGAGAAUUAACUGGUCAAGUAUGUUGUAUUAUAUAUAGAUGGUCGAGGAUAUAUCAUUUAGCGCGAUUCAACUAG